CCUGACGCUGGCGUGGAGCAGGGUCAUUACGCACGGGACAGCGCUUUGGAGAGGACUUAAAGAAUUUACUUUACGAAGUUACAAGUUGAGUCCGAGCCAUGCCGAGGUCCUUCCUGGUCAAGAGUAAGCGCGCGCACAGCUACCACCGGCCGCGCGCGCUGGACGAGCCGUGUAACGGACUGGACACGAUCCUGGCGCACGUGAAAGAAGAGUCCAGAUGUUCCAUGGGUGCCCUGCUCCACCAGACCCCGCUCACCCCAGGCUCAGUGUCCUGCAGCCCUCACAGCUGUGAGCCCUUGCUGGACUGUGACCUAUGGAGACCCCCCUCGCCCUCCUCAUCUCCAGACUCAGAAACCUGCUCUCCACUGGCCGCAGAUGAGAGCUCCCACCCCUCCUCUCUGUUCCCCUGGACUUUCUCUGAGUCGAACCUCAGUCACUUUGUGCGCGGAUCGUACCAUCCGCGGUUCUCACAGGGAAGCGCUGUGAUGGACUAUACCAUAGAGAGGGGCCCGUACCAGCACUAUGCACCGAGAACGUUCCCAUCGGAGAUCAAAACAGAGGAGGAGUUCACCAGCCCAGAGUCCAACGGCACAUACAAAUGCAUUAAGUGUUGUAAGGUGUUCUCCACUCCUCAUGGUCUGGAGGUCCAUGUGCGGCGUUCUCACAGCGGAUCACGUCCCUUUGAGUGUGGCGUCUGUGGGAAAACAUUUGGCCACGCGGUGAGCCUGGAUCAGCACAGAGCCGUGCACUCACAGGAGCGUAGUUUCAGCUGUAAGAUCUGUGGGAAGAGCUUCAAGCGCUCGUCCACCCUGUCCACUCACCUGCUGAUCCACUCAGACACACGGCCCUACCCCUGCCAGUUCUGUGGGAAGAGGUUCCACCAGAAGUCUGACAUGAAGAAACACACCUUCAUCCACACUGGGGAGAAGCCUCACAAGUGCCAGGUGUGUGGGAAGGCCUUCAGCCAGAGCUCCAACCUGAUCACUCACAGCAGGAAGCACACAGGCUUCAAACCGUUCGGCUGUGAUCUGUGCAGCAAAGGUUUCCAGAGGAAAGUGGACCUGAGGAGGCACAAGGAGACCCAGCACACCACCCAGUGAACCACCCACAUCCCCCACCCAGCCCCCCAAGUGAACAUCACACUCCCCUAAGUAAACCACCCAGAACCCACAACCAGUCCCCAAAAUGAAGCCCUCAAGAAGCCCCCAUGGUGAACAACACCACAGGUGAACCAGCCACCC
Messenger RNA from Periophthalmus magnuspinnatus, 1241 nucleotides. RefSeq names its product growth factor independent 1A transcription repressor a (gene gfi1aa). Bases 99 to 1100 code for a protein of 333 amino acids. NCBI's taxonomy places the organism in Eukaryota, Metazoa, Chordata, Actinopteri, Gobiiformes, Gobiidae. The record is from RefSeq and is a predicted model, not a curated record. Gene Ontology annotation, cellular component: nucleus. The transcript has 6 exons.